Messenger RNA from Ipomoea triloba (trilobed morning glory), 858 nucleotides. RefSeq lists its product as uncharacterized. Lineage: Eukaryota; Viridiplantae; Streptophyta; Magnoliopsida; Solanales; Convolvulaceae. The coding region runs from base 1 to 810 and encodes 269 amino acids. The record is from RefSeq and is a predicted model, not a curated record. The transcript has a single exon.
AUGGGCAAAGCAUCUGCUUCCUAUUCUGAUUCUUCCUCCUAUUUUUGUUGGGAUAAAGAUGCAUUUUAUAAUAGCAUGCUCGAUCUUUCGUUAGGUUCUCUAACUUCGUAUCACAUCACACUCAUAAACAACACUGUAACUGAACUCCAAAGUUUGCACGAUUCAAUAUUAUCAUGUGAUCAUCAUCCGCGUGCCGGUCUGCCUCUCUUGGCGUCUCCCCCGGCCCCACCGCGAAGAUACCAGCCUCGUCAGCCCCUACCCGGGGUUGCCACGAAGCAGAAGAAGAAUAAGAACUCAUCAUUUCCACUGAAGAAGGGGAAGAGCGAGACGAUCACGCCCCCAUAUGAGUGGGCCACGAACCGGCGUGCCAGUGUGCAUAGUCUAGACUCUCUGUACUUCAAAAACAUCCACGAGAUCACGGGGGACGUGCAGUGCAGACGGUGCGAGAGCAAGUACGAGAUGGGGUUCAAUCUGGUUGAGAGUUUUACAGAGGUCGCGAAGUUUAUAUGGGAAAACAAAUGCGAAAUGGCCGACCGAGCGCCCGACGUUUGGAUGAAUCCGACCCUCCCGACCUGCCGGUACUGCGGCCAAGAGAACAGCGUUAAACCUGUGAUUCCUCGCAGCAAAAAGGCCAUAAAUUGGCUGUUUUUGCUGCUAGGGCAGAUGUUAGGGUGUUGUACCUUAGAUCAACUAAGGUAUUUCUGCAAAUACCGGAGACAUCAUAGGACGGGGGCUAAGGAUAGGGUGCUGUAUCUCACGUACCUUAACUUGUGCAAGCAGCUUGAUCCAAACGGUCCUUUUGAUCGUUAGUUAAUAAUAACUGAGAAAUAUGAUGGGAUGGGAAUCAAGGAUCGGAUG